Molecule: messenger RNA, 2797 nt
Organism: Colossoma macropomum (tambaqui)
Lineage: Eukaryota; Metazoa; Chordata; Actinopteri; Characiformes; Serrasalmidae
Product: zinc finger protein 850-like
Biological process (GO): negative regulation of transcription by RNA polymerase II; regulation of cytokine production; regulation of immune system process
Source: RefSeq, a predicted model, not a curated record
GGCGCUAGUUCCAUGACUGUGGUUCUCCAACCCGAAGAAAGUGGAGAAGUAGAAGAUCCCAGACAGUGCUGGGGGAAACAGGAGCUUAACUGUUGAAGACGAUGCUGCCAAAUGGAAUCAGCCAAACUGCUGGAAUCAAGAGGGAAUAAAUAGGAGAACAUGGCAUCCAGAACGAGCUCCACUACUCGACAAACGUCUUCUGCUACAUCUCACAGAGGAAUGAAGACAAAUGCAGACAAGGAGAGGCCUCACCACUGCUCGCAGUGUGGGAAGGGUUUUACUCAGCAGAGUGCUCUCCACCGACACCUUCGCAUUCACACAGGAGAAAAGCCAUAUUACUGUUCACAGUGUGGGAAGAGUUUCACUCGACAGAGUCACCUCCAGGAACACCAGCGCAUUCACACAGGAGAGAAGCCGUAUCACUGCUCGGAGUGUGGAAAGAGCUUUACUGUACAGAGUACUCUCAAAGAGCACCAGCGCAUUCACACAGGAGAGAAACCGUAUUGCUGCUCAGACUGCGGGAAGAGUUUUUCUCGACACAGUCAUCUCCAAGAGCACCUGCGGAUACACACAGGAGAGAAGCCAUAUCGCUGCUUGGAGUGCGGGAAGAGUUUUAAACAGCAGAGUACUCUUUAUCAACACCAGCGUGUCCACACAGGAGAGAAACCAUAUCACUGCUCAGAAUGUGGAAAGAGUUUUAAUCAGCAGAGCACUCUCCAAGAACACCUGCGCACUCACACAGGAGAGAAGCUUUAUCACUGCUCAGAGUGUGGGAAGAGGUUUAAUCGACAAAGUAGUCUCCAAGAACACCUGCGCAUUCACACAGGAGAGAAGCCGUAUUACUGCUCCGAGUGUAGCCGGAGUUUUAGACAUAUGUGUACUCUUAAGACACACAACUCUGUCCACACCUCUCAGAGACCUCACCACUGCUCAGAGUGUGGGAAGAGUUUUACUCAACAGAGCCAUCUCAAAACACACCAGCGCAUUCACACAGGAGAGAAGCCAUAUUGCUGCUCAGAGUGUGGAAAACGUUUUAACCACCAGAGUACUCUCCAGCGCCACCAGCGCAUUCACACUGGAGAGAAGCCAUAUCAAUGCUCAGACUGUGGGAGGACUUUUAAUCGACAGAGCACUCUCCAGCAACACCAGCGCAUUCACACGGGAGAGAAGCCUUUUCACUGUUCAGACUGUGGGAAGAGUUUUAAUCACCAGAGUACUCUUCAACAGCACCGCCGCACUCACACAGGAGAGAAGCCGUACCACUGCUCAGAGUGUGGGAAGAAUUUUACUAACCAGGGUCAUCUCCAGCAACACCAGCGCAUCCACACAGGAGAGAGGCCUUAUUACUGCUCGGAGUGUGGAAAGAGUUUUACUCAGCAGAGUAAUUUCCAGCAACACCAGCGCAUUCACACGGGAGAGAAACCGUAUCACUGCCCCAAGUGUGGGAAGACUUUUACUAAUAAGAGUCAUCUCCAACGACACCAGCACAGUCACAUAGGAGAGAAGCCUUACCUCUGCUCGGAAUGUGGGAAGUGUUUUACUCAACAGGGUACUCUCCAGCGACACCAUCGCAUUCACACUGGAGAGAAGCCGUAUUAUUGUUCAGACUGUGGAAAGAGUUUUACUCAGCAGAGUCAUCUCAAAAGACACCAGCGCAUUCACACUGGAGAGAAGCCGUUUCACUGUUCGGAGUGUGGGAACAGUUUCAAUCACCAGAAUACUCUCCAACGACAUCAGCGCAUUCACACAGGAGAGAAGCCGUAUCACUGCUCAAACUGCGGGAAGAGUUUUAAUCGGCAUAGUGUUCUCCUACAGCACCAGCGCAUUCACACGGGAGAGAGGCCAUAUCACUGCUCAUACUGUGGAAAGAGUUUUAAUCGACAGAGCACUCUUCAGCAACAUCAGCGCAUUCACACAGGAGAGAAGCCAUAUCACUGUUCAGACUGUGGGAAGAGAUUUACUAAUCAGAGUCAUCUCCAGCAGCACCAGCGCAUUCACACAGGAGAGAAACCGUAUUACUGCUCAGAGUGUGGGAAGAGUUUCAAUCAGCAGAGUCAUCUCCAGCGACACCACUGUCACCAGUGUGUUCACGCAGGAGAGAAGCCGUAUUGCUGCUCAGACUGUGGGAAGAACUUUUCUCUACAGAGCAUUCUUCACCGACACCAGCGCAUUCACACAGGAGAGAAGGCACAUCACUGCUCAGAGUGUGGAAAGAGUUUUCAUCGACAGAGUAAUCUCAAACAGCACCAGCGCAUUCACACAGGAGAAAGGCCGUACUUCUGCUCAGACUGUGGAAAGAGUUUUAAUCGAAAGAGUCGUCUCAAACAACACCAGCGCAUUCAUACUGGAGAGAAACCGUAUCAGUGUUCAGAGUGUGGCGCAAGUUUUACUCAACAGAGUACUCUCCUGCAGCACCAGCGCAUUCACACAGGAGAGAAGGUGUAUCACUGCUCAGAGUGUGGGAGGAGUUUUAAUCGUUACGGUACUCUCCAAGACCACCAGCGCAUUCACACAGGAGAGAAGCCGUAUCAGUGCUCUGAGUGUGGGCGGAGUUUUAGUCAGCAGAGUAAUCUCAGAGAGCACCAGCGCAUUCACACUGGAGAGAAACCGUAUUACUGCUCUGAAUGUGGGCGGAGCUUCAGGCACAUGAGUACAUUUAAGACACAUAAAUGCACUAACAGGGAGAUGAAUAAUCAUGAUAUGUGAGUUGGAUUAAAAAAAAAAUCCUUGUCAUGCUUAUUAUGUAAACAUGCAUUCUGUAACAUGAUUUAAAAUAAUAAAAUGAACUUACCCAAAA